AUGUUAUUAAUGAAAAUAUUUUUACAAAAUUUUUUUUUUAUAUUUAUUCAACAUAUUUUAUUAAUACAAACUGAAAAUAUAAAAUUAAAAAAUUAUGCUUUUAAUAGGAAACAUUUCAUGCUAAAAAUCUUAAAUGAAAAAAAUAUUUUAAUAUAUCAUAGAAAAAAAUAUUUAAAUUUAAAACAAAAAAAAAAAGUAAAACGUGUGUAUUCACAAGCAUAUCUUGUUUUUGAUAUAAUAAAGAUAUUUGGGCGUAUAUCUGACAAAGAGCUAUUAGGUCACGUUAUUUCUCACAAUAAUGAGUUUAUAGAAUUAGAUAAAAAUAAAAAAAAAAAAAAGUGGGAAAUUUUAUUUGAUAAUAAUUAUAUAAAUUUCGAUUUAUUAAAAAAAUUUUUAAAAAAUAACAAAUUUGAAUGGCCAUUAACAGUUAAUUCUGGACAAAUUAAAAAUCAAGGUUCCAUUAAUAUUCCAGAAAAUUGUAGAAAAAUAAGUGAGGAGUUUAGAAAUAAAAAUAAAACCAGCAAAAUUAAUUUAAAAAUUAUAAAUGAUUAUGUUAGUGAAUUACCCAUAUCUAAUGAUGCAAUUCAAUGUGUCUUUUCUUCUUUUAGUGAUUUUGACGAUUUAACAAAAGAUCAUUUUAUAAAUAAAAUACAUGAAUGGGCUCCUUCAGAUGGUAUUGUAGAUUGGUAUACGUUUGUAUAUAAUUUAAAAGAAGAACCAUCAGAUAACAUUAAAAGAUUUUUUGAUUAA
This is a messenger RNA of Plasmodium gallinaceum, 750 nucleotides long. RefSeq names its product conserved Plasmodium protein, unknown function. Bases 1 to 750 code for a protein of 249 amino acids. The record is from RefSeq and is a predicted model, not a curated record. Lineage: Eukaryota; Apicomplexa; Aconoidasida; Haemosporida; Plasmodiidae. The transcript is spliced from 5 exons.